AUAGUUACCACUGAUAAAUUGAUAACACAAUGUUUAUCUCUCAAUUCAAAAAUACAAUAAUUAUUAAAUUGACAGUUUUACUAAUUUUAUACUGAACUACAUUUUAUCUUUCAAUAAAAUGUGUAGUUUAUCUUAUUUUUAAUUAAGUAAUAGUGGUAUUUUAAUAAUCUUAUUCAAAUAUAAAAUAAAACAUGGGUACCAGAAAUUUCGAAUGGAAUUGGAAAUGCAAGUCCACUUUUGAACAGCCUCCGAUACAUGUUUACAAAUUAGAACAAACUCUUAGUCAUCCUCUCAAACAAAUUAAUACGACUUCAAAACUUGAAACAGUCAGUCAUAAUGAAAAGCUAUCAUUUAUUGACCCAUUGAGUGCAAACUUUGAAAAUGCUGAUCCUUUAUCUCUUAUGGCUGCCCAAGAAGAUUGGGAUGACUUGGAUCUCAAUGUUGAACCUGUCAAAGCUCCGAAGAGGGGUCUUGAAAUGAGUGACAACCCUUGGAUAGAACAACGUACCGCUAUAUUGAAUAAAUUUACAACAACACAGAAACUUUCUAUAUCUUUACAACAACACCAGGAAAGAGGUUCCUCAUCCAGAGACAUAGCUUCAAACAUUGGACUCAAAAAUAAACUGGAGCAACUUGACGAUUUUGAAGAAUUAACCCUGCGCCAGUUGGAACAGUUAUCACAGGCUGAAUAUGUCGAAACAGUAAACAGCUUCGGGAAAGUAUUAGUUACUGCUUGGAAUCAUGACUUCAGAGUUAAAGCUCUCAAAGUAGCAAUUCAGUGUGCUAAGCUCUUGGUUGACACCUCUGUUGUUCAGUUUUACCCUAGUAAAUUUGUACUAAUUACGGAUGUACUGGAUAUGUUCGGUAAUUUGGUUUAUGAAAGACUUUUAGCGAAAGCAGAAUACUAUCCAAGCGGAAGCAAGAUAAUGUCUCCUCUUCCAGAGAAUUUCACACCAGAUAUGGUUCCGGAAUCCGCCAAAGAAACAUGUCGAAACUGGUUUUAUAAAAUUGCUUCCAUUCGUGAAUUAAUACCUCGACUGUAUGUCGAGGCUGCUGUCCUCAAAUCAUAUACCUUCUUGACAAACAGUGAGCUUUCAGAUUGUGUGAACAGAUUGACUUUAAUGACUCGUGGGAUAGGAGAUCCUUUGGUUGCGGUCUACACGAGGUGCUAUCUCUGCCGAAUCGGUCAGUCUGUAUUCAAAGCUGGUCCAGAGCUUAUCAGACAGAAUCUUAAAGAUUUUCUUCUUUUAUAUGAACAAUUAUUCAGUCCAUCAGUACAUCAUCAGCUGUCGACUCAAAAAGUUGAUUUAGCAUCUUACCUCGGUACUUACGUCCCCGCAUUAGAUUGGAUGUUCCAAGGAAUAGCUAACAGCGAUCGCCAUGAUUUCCUUGAUGAACUAUUUAAACUGUGCAUGGAAAAAAGGAACAAAGGUCUUCUUUUAAAUUCUAUUUUGUCUACAUUUAAACCCGAAUAUAUCGCCCAGAAAGCAGAAGUUUUAGUACAGCAAAUAUCAUCUUGUUUUGGUGAAAGUUUUCCACUUUAUACCCUUCUAAAAAUGAUGGGAGAAAGGUUAAGAGGUCACACUACAUCAAAUUCUAAUUAUAUAAAGCGGGAAAUAUGGAAACUUGUUUCAAAGCUUGAAAAUGAGGGCGAUUAUCUCUCUUGUGUUCAAGCUUGGAUACCAUUCAUUAUUGCCCAUUCCUCUACUUCAGAAUUAAACAUCGUUCUUGGAGAUAUUAUUGACCGGAUCGGAAGUAGCACUAAAUUUUCUUGUGCGAUUCUUCAGGACAUUGUCAUUACUGUUGCAUCAAACUUUCCUGAUAUGGACCAGCUUUUUACUAUGGAUAAAUUUCUUCCUCUAUUAGAUGUUAUCAGAAGCGAAUCAUCGCGUGCAAUGGCUUGCCAAAGGAUUUUGGAGAUUUUCUGUAAAUCAAGAACAGCAGAGAGUACCGCAGAUCCGGUAACAACUGAUGCUCUUACCUUCAUAGCUAAAGUUCUUCACGAUUCUGUGAAUGCUCUAUCCGUUGAUGAUGAAAAAAGACAAUAUGGGCAGUUAAUAUCACAACUUAUUAUGAAAAUAGAUUUUGGUGACUUUGAACAGCAGUUGAGAUUUUAUGUUGAAGCUAGGGCUACUUUUAUGAAUCUAGAUGCUGUUAUUGUUACUCUAGUUCAUUGUGUUAAUCGUAUUGCAGUUGAAACAGGAAAGAAAGUAAAAAGCCACCACACUAAGAGAACUGCUGCAUUCGUACACGCGUGCGCUGCAUUCUCGUACAUUACCAUUCCAUCUGUCACGUCAGAAAUCACUCGGCUACGGCUGUACCUUGUUACUGCUCAAAUCGCUCUUUUCAAUCAAUCUCUUGGACAAGCGGAUGCUUGUAUUGCCAGUGCUUUGGCUAUCCUUCCACAGCUUCCUUUAUCUGUUGAAAUAGAUGGAAAAAUGUGUCAGAUACAACCUUAUCUAUCAGAGUUUGUUAAAAAUUUGCUCUCUACGCUCAUUAUUGUCCCUGACUGCUUUGAGCAAGGAAUGCUCUACUUGACAAGAGGCCUGGUGAACAUGUUACAGCAGUGUGUAGAGAUCACAGGGAUCGCUGCGAUCACACGGCUCUAUCUUGAUGUAAUCAGAAUGCUAUCUGUGGCCGCUCGUCCAGAAUAUCCGUACCAUGUCCGGAAAGUUGACUCAAACGAUAUAUUGUAUGGAUCUGAUCCAAAAUUUUUGACAGAAAUCAAUAGUAUGUCUAGCAUUCUUCUGGAAGAAAUAUUGAAUAAUCUACAGACUUUAGGAGAACAGAAAGAUUUAGAAGAACAGGCAGCAAUUUCUUUCGAAUUAUUUCAAUACGUUAUUGAAAUCGUCAAUUUGGAAUCAGAAGGAAUGGCUACUCUUGCUUAUCAGCUUUGGUUGUUAUCUCACAAACACAAAUGUCUUGAUAAGAAAAUGGCGAUGAGGUUGCUUGAUUCGUUAAAAUUGAAACUUCCGAUGUACCCUGCAAAUAGUGCUUUUAGUCUUCUUGUUUCUAAGUUAAAAAUAUAAAAAGUUUAAGUUGUAUAAAUAUGUAUAUAUUUUUUUAAUAUUAUUAAAUUUUAUAUUUAUAUUAUUAUAUAAACAAACUAAAAUUUAUUAUAUUUUUGUUUUUAUGUA
Messenger RNA from Nezara viridula (southern green stink bug), 3137 nucleotides. The record is from the annotation of a GenBank genome assembly. NCBI's taxonomy places the organism in Eukaryota, Metazoa, Arthropoda, Insecta, Hemiptera, Pentatomidae.